AUGGCAGCCGCAAGCAUAGCCCAAGGCCGACCGGCAGCGUCACCCGCUUCGACCUCGGUCACCUGGCACAUCCUCAACGCCGAGUCGAGCCACGACCUUACGCAGCCAGGCCGGCAGCAGCAAAGCCACAAGCAGCAGCCCGUGCUCAUCUCGUCCCCCCUCUGGCAAAAGCUCGCAUCCGCUGCCCCCGCAUCUUCGGCUGGCCGCCCGGAUGAGCCCACGCCGUCCAUCGCCAUCUCGAUUGCAUCCGCCGGUCGAAGCCGCUCAAGGCUCGGCUCAGCACCUGCGCUUCCAGCCCUCACGUGCUGGGCGCAGCAAGAUGCUGACUCCACGCAAGGGCAGGAACACCACGCCAAGCUCCCCGCUGAGGUCGCCAAUGCCCUAGGCCUGGGCCGCCUCUCGGCCCGCAGCAGAGAGAACCACCGUCUCGCCAUCCAGCGCCAUGCGCCCAUCGACCUGUCCGUUGCCUACCUGGCGGCCACCUCCGAGUCUGGCUUCGACCUGGCAAACGCCUCCCAGGAUGCCGUCGUCGGUCAGCUCGACGGCCGCAUCCUCCAUCAGGGCGAUCUGCUGCGCCUCCGCCUCGACAGCGCUUUUCUCUCGCUCCGCGUCGUCAUGACUGAGCCCGUGCUUCAGGGCCGCUUCGAUGCUCGGUCUACCCAGGUCCUCGUCACGUUGGACGACGACGACGACAGCCUCGACGCCGACGGGGCCGCCAAUGGUGACCUUACCAUAUCCUCGACGUCCGACCUGGCCACUACGACUGCCUCUUCCGACAUGGCAGACGCCGACGACGACGACAGCGACGCUCUCUCCAUAGACGAGUCCUAUCUCGCCCAGUCCAUACUGCAGGAUUUCACCUCUGAUGCCGCAGAGGCCUUCCUCUCAUCGCCUCUUGGGCUGGUAUCGCACCAGCAGCAGGUCGCCGGCAGACCCUCACCUCGCAAAUCCGACGUGUCCGCCAAGAAGAAGAAGGUGUGCCGCGUUCGCGAGCUGUCGGAUCACGGCAUCUUGCAAGGCGCCAUCGCCGAGUACCGGAAGCACGCCCAGGUCGGUGACGGCCGCGACGGCGGCGAGGUCGACGAGAUCGACGAUGAGGACGCCGUCGUCCUUAGCGAGAGGGACCUAGCGGCCAUCGGUGCCUUCAACGGCGACUGGGCCAUUGCAGAACUGGUCGGGCCCGACCAGGCCAGGCUCGUGCGCCUGUUCAGCGGCGCAAACCUGCCCCAUGCAUCCGGCGGCUCCUCGGCGCGCACGCCGUCAGCCUGGAUGUCUCCGAUGCUGCGCCAGAACCUCUCCGACUCGGCCUUCAGCCCAUCCCCAGCCGGCCAGACCACCAUGACCCUGCGACCGCUCGGGGCACGAGCGCCCAGUAGCGGAGGCGAGCCGCGGCCUCCUGUGGCCAAGACGAGCCCGAUACCUGUCCCCUUUGCGGAUAGCCUCACCAUUGCGCGGGUGGCGAGCCCCUUCAGCGUCGACCGAGCCUAUCAGGGCCUCUUCUUGGAGGCGCUGAGGACGUACUUCGAAGGACGGCAGCGGAUCUGCAAGCAGGGCGACGUCAUUGCGGUCGCCAUCGAGGCUGGCAAGGCGCGCUUCGUGCGCAAAGAGGGGGACCAGGCAGCCGCCUCGGAUGCGGCCAUGGAGGACAUUCACGAACUCAGGCUGCCUGGCACCGCUGCGCCGCAGAAGACGGCCGUCGUGCACUUCAAAAUUACCACGCUCACCAGCGAGCUCAUCGUUCCGGCCAAGCCCUCGACGGCCAAUGGCCAUGGCGGCAAGCAUGAGGACGAGGCUUCGAUCGCGCUCCGGUCGCAGGCGGGCAAGCUGGGAUGCGUGGUGGACCCCAACGUGACCAAGAUGGUGCAGACUGGCGUGGAGAAGUGCCGAGUGGCCGACUCUGCCCGCUGGCUCGGCGUCGUCUCCGACACACCAGACCGGCCCGAGGACUCGGCCGAGGCAUCCGACGACAUCAGCCCGGCCUCCGUACGGUCUGCUCCCUCGCCGCUCACCGCCGUUGGAAGCGCCUACGCCACCGUUCUCGAGCUGCUCAACGCGACGCUGCAGCCAGGGGCGGGCCGGUUCGGGCUGCACCUCUCGGUGCUGCUCAAGGGUGCCCGGGGCUGCGGCAAGCGGACCGUCGCGCGCUGGGUCGCUCAGGCCACCGGAGUUCAGCUGAUCGAGAUCGACUGCUUCGACCUGGUGUCGGACACCGAUGCGAGGACCGAGGGCACGCUGCGGGCCAGGUUUGACAAGGCGGCCGACUGCGCACCUGCCAUUCUGCUGCUGCGCAACAUCGACGCUCUGGCGCGAAAGAGCCAGGCGCUGGAAACGGGCCAGGAGCCUGCCAUGGCCACGGUCCUGCAGAAGUGUGUCGAGGAGCUCCGCGCCGCGACCUCGGGCUUGCCUGCCAAGAACGACGCUGGCGGCGAUGGGGCGGCUGUGGCGAGUCCGUCACCUGCGAUGCCCGUCGCAGUGUUCGGCACCACGAGCGACCCGGACAAGUGCCCGACGGGGGUGCUGGGAUGCUUCAAGCACGAGAUCGCCUUCCAGGCUCCGAACGAGGCGGAGCGACUGCAGAUGCUGCAGAUUGCCCUCGACCGGGUGGCGCUGAGCCCGGACGUCGACCUCAAGAACCUUGCCACGCAGACGGCUGCCCUGGUCGCUGCCGACCUGGUCAACCUUGUCUCGCGCGCCAAGCUGGCCUCGGUCUCUCGCAUCCGCAAGGAGAUCGGCGAUCGCCACGAUGUGCGCGACGUCGACCUCGUCCUCUCGGGCGUGGUUCUGACGGGGUCCGACUUUGAGCAGGCUCUCAACAAGGCGCGGUCGAGCUACAGCGAGAGCAUCGGCGCUCCCAAGAUCCCUAACGUCACCUGGGACGACGUUGGGGGCCUGGCGAGCGUCAAGAGCGACAUCCUCGACACGAUCCAGCUCCCCCUCGAGCACCCUGAGCUCUUCAGCGACGGCCUCAAGAAGCGCAGCGGCAUCCUCCUCUACGGUCCGCCGGGAACGGGCAAGACGCUGCUGGCCAAGGCCGUGGCGACGUCGUGCUCGCUCAACUUUUUUUCCGUCAAAGGACCGGAGCUGCUCAACAUGUACAUCGGCGAGUCCGAGGCCAACGUUCGCCGCGUCUUCCAGCGGGCGAGGGAUGCCAAGCCUUGCGUCAUCUUCUUUGACGAGCUCGACUCGGUGGCGCCCAAGAGGGGCAAUCAGGGCGACUCGGGCGGCGUCAUGGACAGGAUCGUCAGCCAGCUGCUGGCCGAGCUGGAUGGCAUGGCCGGCAGUUCCGAGGGCACGGACGUGUUUGUCAUCGGCGCCACCAACCGACCGGAUCUGCUGGACCCGGCGCUGCUGCGUCCCGGAAGGUUCGAUCGGAUGCUCUACCUCUCGGUGUCCGAGACGCACGCUGCGCAGCUCAACAUCCUGCAGGCGCUGACGCGCAAGUUCAAGCUCGACUCGGACCUCGAUGACCUCGGGGUGAUUGCGGAGCAGUGUCCGUUCAACCUGACGGGCGCCGACUUUUACGCCCUGUGCUCGGAUGCGAUGCUCAAGGCCAUGACGCGCAAGGCGUCCGAGAUUGACGAGACGAUCGCCAAGAUCAAUGCGACGCCCGGCGCCAAGACGCACCCGCACCCGCUGACGCCGCAGUACUAUCUGGCCGAGAUGGCGACGCAGGACGAGAUCGAGGUCAAGGUGGGCCGGAGGGACUUUGAGGGCGCACUGAGGGAGCUCGUACCCAGCGUCAGCGAGCAGGAGAUGGCGCACUACCGGCAGGUCCAGGCCAAGUUUUCGGCACCCAAGAAGGAGGACGAGAUGGACGGGUCAGACUUGGCAAAGAGGGUGGGCGGCGACGUCCAGGGACCGACGCUGGUGCUGCCGCAGGAAAAGGAGAGGGAGAGGAGGCUGUCGACGCCAUCUCCGUCGUCGCCGCAGCAGCAGCACCAGGGCGGCAAGCCGAGCAGUCCCAGCAGGCUGCCGGUCAGGAAGCCUAGCGCGGCCACCCCAGCGAAUGGCAGCGGAGCCAGCGGGGCCAGCGGGGCCAACGGGGUCAAUGGUAGCGGCCAGAGCGACGAGGCAACGUCGGGCCGUAACUCGAGGCUCGGAACGAGAGAGGGCGACGCAUCUCCCUCGCCCGGCGGCAAGGGCAAGGGAAAGGCCAAGGCGAGCGAUGAAGACGCGGCAGCCGAGGCACGGACCAGGGCCAAGGGAAAGGGCAGGGCGCAAUGA
Pseudozyma flocculosa PF-1 is the source of this 4224-nucleotide messenger RNA. RefSeq lists its product as uncharacterized. The transcript is spliced from 5 exons. The coding region runs from base 1 to 4224 and encodes 1407 amino acids. Lineage: Eukaryota; Fungi; Basidiomycota; Ustilaginomycetes; Ustilaginales; Ustilaginaceae. Gene Ontology annotation, molecular function: ATP binding; ATP hydrolysis activity. The record is from RefSeq and is a predicted model, not a curated record. Gene Ontology annotation, cellular component: peroxisomal membrane; cytosol. Gene Ontology annotation, biological process: protein import into peroxisome matrix.